AUGAGCACUAUCAACGAGAGUCGCGAGGGUGCUGCAUUGUUUGGUGUUGAACUGGAUUACAUGUUUUUUGUGGUGUGGUUGAAUCUUUUAUGCGUGCUAUAUCCUAUCGCCUUUGGCCUGACCGAUGGCGGCAACGUGGUUGGCGUUAUGGGGAGCUUUAUCUUCUUUAGUGUACUCGACUUACUGAUGGUACCCGUUCUGAGCUUUGCUGUGUUGUUCUUCGCCCGUCACUGGGAUUAUCGCAAGUUAAACAUCGCAUUCAGUGACAGUCGUCCCAGCCGAGAGAGUGAGGCUUUGUUUAAGGAAACUCCUCCAUCUCCUGCUGAUAUUUCUACGGCUGCUUAG
This is a messenger RNA of Penicillium samsonianum, 345 nucleotides long. RefSeq names its product Rhodopsin archaeal/bacterial/fungal. The record is from RefSeq and is a predicted model, not a curated record. NCBI's taxonomy places the organism in Eukaryota, Fungi, Ascomycota, Eurotiomycetes, Eurotiales, Aspergillaceae. The transcript has a single exon. The coding region runs from base 1 to 345 and encodes 114 amino acids.